AUGGCAUCCGCUGUCUCCUCGGCUAAUGGUCUGCUGACCUCGACUUUGCUUGUUGCUAAUAUCCAUUGUCCAUCUUGCGCCUCUUAUGCCGAGGACAUUCUGCGACCUUUUCAAGGAAUUCGAAACGUUGAUGUAUCCAUCAUUGACCAUGCCAUACGCAUACAACACGAGGUGGAUAUUUCCAGGCGGUUUACAGACGAGUUGGUGAAAGCAGCAUUUGAGGUUCAGCAUAUCUCUACAUGUGACGCCUCAGGGCGUCAACUGCACACACGCGAUGUUCCUCACGAGCCUACGAAGCCUACAUCGUACCAUCUAUGGCCUGUCUUCAUGUCUCGAGCGCAGAGAAAGCACAUCGAGAAUUGCAACGCAUGCCAGAGCGAGCGCCAAAAAUACAGCAUCAAACACCGAACAUGGUCCGCCCUCACGCAAGCAAGGCGACGUGGUCAGGCUUCUGUGGAUGUUUCGGCCCUCGAGCGUGGAGAAAGCCAACUGCAUACUCCCGUAGGCAACCGGUCUUCACUUGCUCUUACGAAUGGUACAAGCUCCCUUGAGAAGGAUGAGGCAAAAGUCUAUAUAGCGACUAUCUCCAUUGAAGGCAUGACAUGUGCUUCGUGUAGUGGCACUAUCACCGCUGAACUUGAGCAGAUGGACAUUGUCCAGCACGUCGGUGUUAAUCUUCUCAGCAACAGUGCAACUGUCACAUUCAGUGGUCCCAGCUCCAAUGCAGAUAACAUUGUCGAAGCUAUUGAAGAUGUGGGCUACGAGGCUACCAUCGACGAUGUCCAGGCUGCUGUUUCACCCAAUGACUCGAACCACUUUUACAAGGCGUCUCUUAGUAUUGAGGGCAUGACAUGUGGGUCCUGUGUUGGAACGAUUACCAGGGGCCUUCAAGACCUCCCCGAUGUCCAAGAGGUCAAUGUUGACUUGGUGGGAGACGGUGCCACCGUCGGGUUCAAAAAUUGGUCAACUGUUGAUUCGAUUCUUACUAAGAUUGGGGACUUAGGCUACGGUGCCACUGUCGUCGACUUUGAGGAGCUCUACGCCAAAGAACAAGGGCGCGCCUCUCACGAACGCAGCGUACAGUUCCAAAUAUCUGGAAUGUACUGCCCUAAUUGCCCUAUCAACAUUGCAAGUGCUAUACACGGGGCUUUUGGUGAUGAUGUACUCAUCUCGGAGCAUCCAAGCCUUAAAAACCCUCGAAUCACUCUUGCCUAUAGGCCCAACCCUCCGACAUUGACAAUACGUCGCCUACUGUCCGUGAUAAAUGCCGUUGAUGCUGCAUGGUCAGCCACAGUCUAUCACCCUCCGAGCGUCGAAGAGCGGUCACGCACGUUGCAGCGCAAAGAGCGAGAUCGCAUCCUUCGCCACCUUUUCCUGACCUUUCUUGUCGCAAUCCCAAGCUUUAUCAUUGGUGUCGUGUACAUGAGCCUUGUGUCCGAGGAAAAUGGGACAAGACGAUGGUUUGAAGAACCAAUUUGGAGUGGCACUACUAUGCGAAUGGAGUGGUCACUUUUUAUCAUGACGACUCCAGCCAUGUUCUACGGUGCCAGCAUCUUCCAUGCUCGGGCUCUAAAAGAGAUCUGGUCUUUAUGGAGACCAAAGAGCAAGGUUUCUUUUCUACGAAGACUCUAUCGAUUCGGCAGCAUGAACCUGCUUAUCAGCGCAGGAACAAGUGUGGCUUAUUUCGCAUCCUUAGCGGUCUUGAUCAUGGAAGCGACGGCCUCUCAGCCUAUAGAUACCCAUCACGACAUGGAUAAUCGGCGCAAGUCGAUGACUUAUUUUGACACUGUCACCUUUUUGACCUUCUUCAUAUUGAUAGGCCGUUUUCUAGAGGCCUACAGCAAAGCCAAAACUGGAGAUGCAGUCGCUAUGCUUAGUGGCCUUCGUCCUACCGAGGCGCUGCUACUAGACGACAGUUUUGACGAGAAUGGACCAGAAUACAAACCUGCAACGAGGAAGGUCCCAGUGAGCCUUCUUGAGGUUGGAGAUAAUGUCGUUAUCCUUCAUGGUGCAUCUCCACCCACUGAUGGCAUACUCGAGCAAGAUGGAACGUUUGUGUUCGACGAAAGUUCUCUUACAGGAGAGUCGAAGCCUGUCAAAAAGAUUCGUGGCGAUACUAUUUUCACCGGCUCUGUGAAUGUUUCAGACCCAGUCAAGAUCACAGUUACCGAGCUUGGCGGCAAGUCUAUGCUGGAUCAAAUUGUCGCUGUGGUACGCGAUGGCCAAGCCAAGCGAGCACCCAUUGAACGCGUAGCCGACCUGCUGACUGGUUAUUUUGUCCCCGCUAUCACAAUGCUAGCUAUUGUGACGUGGAUCGUCUGGCUUGCUCUGGGAACAUCAGGUAGACUGCCGGCGGAUUGGCUUGAUGCUGAUCAAGGAGGGUGGGCCUUCUGGUCUGUGGAGUUUGCGAUUGCAGUCUUUGUCGUUGCUUGCCCCUGCGGCAUCGGACUGGCUGCUCCAACAGCCCUCUUCGUCGGCGGCGGACUAGCUGCAAAGUCCGGCAUCUUGGUUCAAGGCGGCGGCGAAGCAUUUCAGGAGGCAUCUCAGUUGGACGCCAUAGUGUUCGACAAAACUGGCACACUGACAGAAGGACAGAUGAUGGUUACAGAUGUUCAAUUCCUCGACGAAAAGAAAGCAGUCUUGCUGCAGCACCUUGUGUUUGCACUUACCAAAGCUAUGGAAGAGUCCAGCACGCACCCUAUUGCGAGAGCAGUUGCUGAUUACUGCUCUCAACAUGGAGCCGACCGCCCUGAAGUUGUGAUCAAGAGCGCCGAAAUCAAGGAAAUGCCCGGACAAGGGAUGACUGGGAGGUUCGUUUUGCAGGACCCUUCAUCGCCUACAGACACAGCAUACGAAGCUGCCAUCGGCAACGGACGAUUAUUGUCUACUCUCUCGCCCUCCGUUACGGAGCAUAGCCAAGUGUCGGCAACCAACCUUUACCUGAGUCAAAUAUUGGCUCGACUCCAGUCGACUGGCUUCUCGACUGCUAUCUUCUGCUGGCGCAAGUUACCCCUGGAUGCGCUCAGUGACACCUCUUGCGCUGCUGCAUCUCCAUUUGUUCCUAUAACAGUAUUUGGCAUCUCUGAUCCAAUCCGACAAGAAGCACAAACAGUCCUCCAAGCUCUCCGAGACAGUGGAGUCGACGUCCACAUGUGUACUGGAGACAACCAAACGACAGCUCAAGCCAUAGCAUCACAACUCAGCAUCCCCGUCUCCAAUGUCCGUGCCGGCAUCAUGCCUCAGGGCAAAGCAUCCUAUAUCCGAGAACUCCAGUCCCUCGGCCAAUCCUCCCGUCGUCGCAUCAUUGCCUUUGUCGGUGACGGGACAAACGACACACCCGCCCUUUCCGCCGCGGACGUGUCGAUCGCACUUUCUUCCGGGUCCGAUGUUGCGGUGACAACGGCAUCUUUCAUUCUCCUCAACAGCAGUUUGCAGACGAUCCCUGAGCUCGUUAAACUUGCUAAGCGGGUGUUCCUACGAGUGAAGCUGAAUUUCGCUUGGGCGGCGGUCUACAAUAUCUGUUUGAUUCCUGUUGCAGCGGGAGUGUUCUUUCCCAUCAGCCAAUGGAGGUUAAGUCCGGUCUGGGCGAGUGCAGCCAUGGCUGGGAGUAGCGUUAGUGUAGUAUUGAGUAGUUUGGCACUCAAGUUGCCGGAAUUGGAGUGGAUGAAAGUAAAGGGGUUGUUUGCCAGAAAUGAACAUGUUGGAUGA
Lithohypha guttulata is the source of this 3708-nucleotide messenger RNA. RefSeq lists its product as uncharacterized. Gene Ontology annotation, biological process: copper ion homeostasis; monoatomic cation transport. The record is from RefSeq and is a predicted model, not a curated record. Gene Ontology annotation, molecular function: ATP binding; ATP hydrolysis activity; copper ion binding. The transcript has a single exon. Gene Ontology annotation, cellular component: membrane. NCBI's taxonomy places the organism in Eukaryota, Fungi, Ascomycota, Eurotiomycetes, Chaetothyriales, Trichomeriaceae. The coding region runs from base 1 to 3708 and encodes 1235 amino acids.